AUGCGUGUUCCAUAUCCACUUAGCACCAAUGAAAAUUGUGGAAACCCGAAAUACAAACUUCAUUGCAACACAACCACCGGGCUAGAGUUUAUUUCCGCUGAACAAGUUUACUAUACGAUCACUAGUAUUGACUCAAAGGCACGUAGACUUGUUCUCCGCCCUCCACUGAUUGACCAAGGCACAUGUCAGUCUUCAGAUUUGCGUGUAGGCGGUUUCAGACUAGAAGAUGACUCCCCAUUCAACAUAUCUUCGCGUAAUACAGUUUUGUUGUUAAACUGUUCUGAGAAGAUUCUCUUGUCUCCUUUGGAUUGUUCUUCGAGUAGUAUUUGUAGGCGGUUUGAGGAGAAAGAAAGAGUAUGCGCGGGUUUACUUUGUUGCUCGUUUCUAAAAGAUGCGUCGAUGACAAAUCAUCGCAUUAGGGUUAGGGUUGAAGGAUGCUCGGCCUAUACUUCUCUAGUGAAUUUAACGCCUGGAGCUUUGAUUGACUCGUGGAAAUUUGGCAUUGAAUUGCAAUGGGUGCAACCUUCCUGA
Helianthus annuus (common sunflower) is the source of this 531-nucleotide messenger RNA. RefSeq names its product wall-associated receptor kinase-like 20. Gene Ontology annotation, molecular function: polysaccharide binding. The transcript has a single exon. Bases 1 to 531 code for a protein of 176 amino acids. The record is from RefSeq and is a predicted model, not a curated record. Lineage: Eukaryota; Viridiplantae; Streptophyta; Magnoliopsida; Asterales; Asteraceae.